This is a messenger RNA of Plasmodium gallinaceum, 2607 nucleotides long. Its product is annotated as conserved Plasmodium protein, unknown function. Lineage: Eukaryota; Apicomplexa; Aconoidasida; Haemosporida; Plasmodiidae. The transcript has 6 exons. The record is from RefSeq and is a predicted model, not a curated record. The coding region runs from base 1 to 2607 and encodes 868 amino acids.
AUGAAUAUAGAUGAAGAAAUUUUAAAGCAUAAAUAUAUUUUAAGGAAUUCAAACUAUAAUUCAAAAAAGAAACAUAGUAAAUUAGUAAGCAAAAAUAAAUAUUUAGAAUAUUCAUAUUCUAGUCCUGUUGUUAUAAAGUUAAAAAAUAAAAAAAGAUAUUCAAAAUUAUAUGAAAUAAUUGAUAUUCAUAAAUCUCCUCAUAAAAAAAAAAUUGAUAUAAAUACAACAAUAUCAUCAUGCAAAAAAUCAGAUGAAAAAGCAAUUAACUUAAAAGAAAGACCUUUAAAUAAAAAAUUAGAUAAAGAAACAUAUUAUCAAAACAAUUAUUCUUUAAAAAAAAAUUUAGAUGAAAAUACAUAUUAUUCUAAUAACAGUAAUUUAUCAAAUGUACAAAAAAGUAAUAUAAUAAAAAAAAAAAAAGGAACUUUAAAAAAAAUAGAAAAAUCAAACAUAAAUAACUCUAAUACUUAUAAUAUACAACAACUAAAUGAAAAUUUUUAUUUCAAAGAGGAUAAUGAUAUAAAAGAAAAUUCUAAUGAAGUGAAACUAAGUAUAAAUAAUAGCAAAUGUCUAAAAAGCAACUAUAUUUUAAAAAAGUUAAAUGGAGAAAUAAAAGAAUUAAACAUUAAGGAUGCAAGUAGCAUUUUAGAAAAUUAUAUUCCUUAUCAAAAUAAUAAUAUAUCUACAGAAAAUAAAUUUAAAACUAAAAGAUCCCUUUCAUCUACAAUUAACAAUUUAGAAGACUUAAAUAAUUUACCAAUAGUUUAUGAAGAAAGAAACUUAGAUUUAGUAAAAAAAUGUAGAGAAGCAUCAAAAAAAAAAAUCAUAAAUAAAUAUUGUUCUAAAAGUAAAAUACCUUCAAAAAUUAAGCUUCCCAUUAAAAAAAGCUUUAAAAUAUUAACUAAUUCAAAUUUAAAGUUAAAAUACGGAGAUUGCUGCUUAUAUAAGGAAAAUGAAAAGAAAAAAAGACCAAGUACUACUUUUAAUUAUUCUUCUAAAAAAUAUAGAAGUUUAAGUUGCAUUAAUAUGAAUAAUGUUAAUCAUAAUGAUAAAAACAAAAAUAGAGAAAUUUCACAAAAAUCAUUAUUAUGUAAUUCAGAAGAAUUUUACACAACUCCAAUAGGAGAAGCAAAAUUAUGUGGUUUUGAAAAGGAAUUAAUGAAAUUUAAGUCAGUCCAGAAUAAAAUUAAUAUAUUUCAUCCAUCUCAAGUAAACUAUAAUAAAACUAUUAAUUCUUCAAACAUUAAUUCUGUUAAAAAAAAUUUAACUCCAUUGGUUUUGAAGCACUCAAAAAAUAUGAUUUUGAGCAAAUUAAAAAAAUUGAAACCUAAAAAAAUAAAUAAUUCAAAAUAUAGAAGUAGUUCUUUAGUAGAUAAUAUUUUAGGGAAAGAGAAUUUUUCAAAAUGGAACCUUUUAGAAAAUAAUGAAAGCUUAAAAAAUACUACUAAUUUCAAAAUAGAAAAUAAAAUAAUUAAUGAAAAAAGGAAAAGUAAAAUAUCUAGCGAAAAUGAGGAUCUGUAUAUAUUAAAUUAUAAUAAAAAGUUAAAUCAAUCUAAAAAUUUAAAUUCUGGAAAAAAUGAAUCUCCAUUUCAAAUUAAUGAACGAGAUUUAACAUUGUCAAAAAUAUUAGCAGAAAAACCAAUUGUGAAAUCAACCGAAAAAAAAAAAGUGAUAGAAAAAAUAAAUGACUAUAAAGUGAUAUACAAAAGUGAAGAUUUUGUAGGCAUUUAUAAAAGUAAUGAAGAUAAUGAGAAGAAGAAAAAUUUCAUUGAUUUCACUAGUUUACUAUGUAAGCCAGGAUACAUUGGAGACUAUUUAUGUGAAACAACCUCAACCAUUAAUCUCUCCUAUAUAAAAAAAAGAAAAGAAGAAAAUAAAUAUAAGAAGAUAUCAGAAGAUAAUAAUAAUGAAAAUGAAAAAAUAAGAGAAAAUAAUACUAGUUUUAAUAAUGAAUAUUAUACAAAAGAAAAUAUGGCAAAAGGAGAAAGUGAGAAAAUAAAUGUAGAGCAUCAACACCAACCAAAUGAAACUACAAAAUAUAGAAAUAUAUUUGAAUUAAAUAAAAAUGAAAAUGAUGAAAUUUUAUAUUAUUUAAAAGAAGCUGUAAAAAACUCACCAACAAUUAAUGUAGAUUUACAGUAUAUAAUGAUUAUUUUUAAUGAAAUAUUAGAGAAGGAAAAAAAAAUAAAAUAUAAAAAAGAAUUAUUAUCUACUGAUAUAAAUGAAAUAAGUGUAAUAAAUAAAAAUAUGAGAAAUAAUCAAAUUAAUAAUCAUUAUAAUAAGUAUAUUCAAACAAAUGAUUAUUUAAAAAGGCCUCAUAUAAAUUAUGACAUAUAUAAUAAUAAUUUAAGAUGCUCCAAUAACAUUUUAAAUAAGAAUGUGUUAUAUAACUCUCGUGAUAAUAAAAUUAAAAAUAACAAAAAUAGCAUAUCUAAUUCUUAUAACAGUUACAUUAUAAAUAAUUUAAGUAAUGGAAAAGCAACAUUAAGUCAUACCAAUAGCAGAUGUAUAAGAAAUAUGAAUUCUUUGAGUAAUAAGAAAAAUCUAGAAAAUUUUAAUAAUUUUUAUGAAUUAAAUAAAUUAGAUAUAAAAAAUUUUGCAAGGUAA